AGUCAUGACAGUCUUACGUUUCUCUAGCCUCAACUAUGGAAUUCCCUCUGUAUUUAUUCCUAGUCCAACAAAGGAAUGCUCUAAUAUAGUAUGACCAGGAAAUAUAGUUUUAUGCCCCUUCCCCACCUUUGGGGAUUUCAGAUAGGGGCUCAGGGCAUAGAUGGGAGAGCUGUGUACCACAGUCCAGCCAACAAAUAUGUCACAUACAUUCAUCCUGUGACUGAGAAAAACACAUUUAUUUAUUUCCAAGUUUGGUUGUUUUUUUGUAAACCCAAGGAAAAUGCAAUAUGCUGACUGUGACUACAAGCACUCUAACCCAGACUAACUGCAUUUUCAAUAAUCAGGAUAGUUAAUACCACUAAUAUGGGAAGUGUCAGUAUUUAAUCCAUCCAGUGAUCCUCUGACUGGUUUUUAAAAGAGCGUAGUGAUUUGAAAAUCAGUAAUUGUACUGUGAAGAGAAGAAGGGAAGGGGCAGAGGAGAAGGGGACAAAAAAAAAAAAAAAAGAAAAGAAAGAAAAAAAUAAAAAUUAAACACAAAUUGUAUGUGUACCACAGUCUUCUCUAAAACAGGGGCAACCUUUCAUUUCCACCACAGCCUGCUGGAAUCCACAGACAGCUAACAACCACUGUGCUGUCACAGGGAGUUGCAUGGUCUAGUGAUUAGAGAUUCAUGUCCUACCACCUCCUUCCUGAAGUUUAUUUUCAAUGUCCUUCGAUAUUAAGAAAAAGGAAAUCCUUGAUGUAACUUUAAAAAAUAUCUACACUGGGGUUUUAAGCUUCUGAGUAAUCAGGUUUCUGUAAUUCAGCCCACCCUAAAUAAAGACAGACAAAAAUAUAUUGUUACUGAGUCCUUUUUUUCCUUCUUUCAGCCUGUAAAUUUGUUUUAUUCUCAACACAGUGAAUAUAAAAACAUUCUGUGUGCAACCAGCCUCCAUUUACUGCAGUUCAUUUUGAAUCUAUAGAUUCCUUGCAAUUACUAAUUGUAUUACUAAUAUUUUAUAUAUUUGGCUCCUGUUUCUCUGGAGUCUAAUGGACUCAUAUUACACUGUUAAAUGUGUUUAUUCAGUUUGGCAAAACAAAUAUACAUCGGAUUUUGUGCUUGGUUUUUCAUUAUUAGGACAGAAAAUUUUCUGUAUGACAUGACAAAUAAUUUACGGAACUCCUAAUAUGGCCUAUUUCAUAUCAGUGUAGAUGUUCAACACUUUCAGAAAUGAAGGUACUUAAGUGCAGGGUUUAACCAUUGCAUGUGUAGUGUUUUUUACUACUUUACACAGGUUAGCUAUAGUCUUCAUUUGCAUAUAAUUUGUAUAUAUUCAAUUUGAUUGAAGAAUCAUUUACUGUGGAAAGUAGUCAAAAUAUGAGUAAGAAUAUAACACAUAAAAAAAUAAGUUUAUAGUCUGAUGUUUUUCUAAUAAUCCCUCAGAGUUUGAGCAGUGAGAUCUUUAAUUUAGGGCCAAAUCUUGUUCAAACACAUACAGUCCUACACAGAUUAGUUCUUACAAUUUGGCGGACAAGAACAACAUUCAUCUUGUUUUACAGAAUAAAAUUACUAAAAUGAACAUGCAACAUUGCGAUAUGACUAGACAUAUCUCUUUCUUCAUCUUGAACAGAAAUUCUCAGGGGCUCCAUGAUCUCUGUGCCACCCUUAUUUGAUUUUUCUAAUCAGAUUUGUAAGGAUUUCCUAAUACUCUGUUUAGAUGUGUCUGGCUGAAGGUAGAUACCCACCUUGAUUUGGAAGAUGGAAAUAGUACCUCCACUGAGAGUUUUCCCACCCUAAUACAGAGGCCGAAGGCUAAGGGAUGUUAAACACUCUUGCUAGUGCUUUUUCACUUCAGGGAAGGUACCUUAUUUGUGCCUGGAAGUUCUGGUAUACAGAAUUCUUCUACUGGUAACAACAGUGAGUCAUGGAAUGAUUUCCUCCUUGCCUGGCCUGCUGACUUGGCCUGUUGUUUGGAGGAGACACAGGUACCUGGGGGAUCAAUGCACAGCAUCAUCUCUAGCCACCAAAUUGGGAUCUGACAGUUAAGCAUAGAACUAAACUGUUGAUGCACUCCUGCCACAUUGACAUCAUAAACUCAUUUUAAAAUGCAUAUGACAGCAAGUAUGUAUUUUUUCCUUUACUGACACACACACAAAAAAAGGAGCUCAGUUUAUAGUUAAGAUUGUAUAUUAAACCUGAAGAUGACAAUGGUUAAAUGAAAUUAAUUCUGCCUCAAAGUGCAGUCUGUGUAUGUUUGAAGGGAUUUGAUACCUCUGAAGGUAAGUUUAGUUGUUGUCAUGCUUAUCAGGCGGACCAUUCUUGUAACACUGUGGUUUUAUUCAUAGGUGACACUACUGUAUGCAGUUCUUCACGAGACACAACUUGAAAUAUUUUGAUAAAAUGAGAUGCUUGCGGAAACGAUCAGCAGUGUCAUUCUUAGGAAUCCUUGUUGUUUGCUUGCUGUUCAUGAACUUGUACAUUGAGGAUGGUUAUGUUUUGGAAGGGGACAAGCAAUUAAUCAGAGAAACAGCCACGCACCAGCUCAACCCAGAGCGUUAUGUUCACAGUUUUAAAGAUUUGUCUAAUUUCUCAGGAUCUAUAAACAUUUCCUAUCGCUACCUAGCUGGCACACCUUUGCCAAGGAAAAGGUAUCUUACGAUUGGACUUUCCUCUGUAAAACGGAAAAAGGGAAACUACUUGCUUGAGACCAUCAAGUCCAUAUUUGAGCAGUCAAGCUAUGAGGAGCUAAAAGAAAUUGCAGUGGUAGUACAGCUGGCAGAUUUUGACUCAGCCUGGUGUGAAGGGAUGGUCCAGGAUAUUUCACAGAAAUUUGCACAUCAUAUAAUUGCGGGCAGAUUGAUAGUUAUUCAUGUCCCUGAGGAUUACUAUCCUGUACUGGAUGGCCUUAAGAGAAAUUACAAUGACCCCGAGGACCGUGUGAAGUUUCGAUCAAAACAAAAUGUAGAUUAUGCUUUCCUUCUAAACUUUUGUGCUAAUCUUUCUGACUACUAUGUGAUGCUGGAAGACGAUGUUCGCUGCUCAAAGAAUUUUUUGACUGCUGUUAAGAAAGUAAUUACCUCACGAGAAGGAUCCUACUGGGUGACAUUGGAAUUCUCCAAGCUGGGGUACAUUGGAAAGCUUUACCAUUCUCAUGACCUACCACGCCUGGCCCAUUUUCUAUUGAUGUUUUACCAAGAAAUGCCUUGCGAUUGGCUGCUCAUCCACUUCCGUGGGCUGCUAGCUCAAAAGGAAGUGAUACGUUUUAAGCCAUCUCUCUUCCAGCACAUGGGAUACUACUCGUCUUACAAAGGAGCUGAAAAUAAGUUAAAGGAUGAUGAUUUUGAAGAGGAAUCCUUUGAUAUCCCUGACAACCCACCUGCAAACUUGCACACCAAUAUGAAUGUAUUUGAAAACUACGAGGCAAGCAAGGCUUACAGCAGCAUUGAUGAGUACUUCUGGGGCAAAGCUCCUUCUACUGGAGACUUCUAUGGCAUUGUAUUUGAAAAGCCCAUUAAAAUCAGUAAAAUUAAAGUUGUCACUGGAACUGAAGAUCGGCAAAAUGACAUUUUACAUCAUGGGGCCCUGGAAGUAGGUGAAAAGAUUGUGGGCAGUAAAAAAGGAAGACAAUGUACGACUUACUUGAGACUAGGGGAGUUCAAAAAUGGGAAUUUCGAAAUAACAGAUGUAGAGCACAAAGUUCUGUUUGAUAUUAACUGCAUGAGAAUACUUGUUACUAAAAGUCAAAAAGAAUGGCUGAUCAUUAGGAGCAUUAGCGUCUGGACUUCUCAAACACCAAAUCAAUAAAGCAAGGCCACCUGAGAAGGUACAGGGUGCAUACAAUCAACUGGGUCACAACUGGUGCCACUCCCCAGAAAAACAGACACUGGUAGCUCUUCACUAGAGACACUGAAUAUCUGGGGAAAUCACAAAACAAGUAAAGCAAUUUAUUUUUUACCAGUUUGGUCAGGCAAUAUACAAACAUUUAUUUGUCAAAAAUUUUGAAUUUUAUAGAAAACAAAAGGUUCUCAUACCUCUCUUGAGAUCUUUAAACCCUUUUUUAUUAUUAUUUCUCUGUAAGAGAGAUCUUGUGGACUGUACAGAACAAAAACUCCCACCUUAUAAUUGCCAAAAGGUUUAAAUCUAUGACCAUUAUGUUGUGAAAAGAAAUUGGAUUGCACCUUAUGCACAUAAAAAUUUAAAAUCUUAUGGUAGUAUGCGUUUGUACUGUAGUUGGUAAUGUGUUUCUUUUCCAGGCAGUUGUGACAAGGAGAUCUGUCCUGAAACUGGCAGUUUACUUCUGAGCACUGUAAGAAAAUAAUGUGGCUAGUCAUUGCAACUUCUUGUCAAAAGGGAAUGUAUAAAAUUAUAAAUCUGACAUGACAAUUAUGUAAAAAAUAGAUAAUUGCAUCUGUUA
Molecule: messenger RNA, 4394 nt
Organism: Parus major (Great Tit)
Lineage: Eukaryota; Metazoa; Chordata; Aves; Passeriformes; Paridae
Gene: MGAT4C
Product: MGAT4 family member C
Exons: 3
Coding region: 2339-3784 (481 amino acids)
Biological process (GO): protein N-linked glycosylation
Molecular function (GO): acetylglucosaminyltransferase activity
Source: RefSeq, a predicted model, not a curated record